AUGACCAUCACUCGAUCCCAAACGGGGAAAACCCCAAAGAAAAUGGAGCGGCCCGGCUUCGUCGAGACACCUGGCCGCCGAGUAACCCGCAGCGCCAGCGCCAGAUUGUCGGAGGAGCCUUCCGACUCAACAGCUGAAGGAUCGAAGUCGACAACCCGGAGACGCACUUCUGUCAAGAUCAAGACUGAACCUGUGGAGGAAGAAUCAAAGCCCUCCAAUGGUCAUGCCGACGGUUCUGAUGUCAAAAAGGCUCGGAUUGUGGACGGGUGGGAAGAAGGGAAGGACCCCAAAGUCGACUACAGUGGCCACUUUGAAUUUGGAGGAUCCUUCGGUGUCGCGUCCAUGAUGAUCGGAUUUCCGCUACUGAUGUACUACAUGUGGAUUGGUGCCACCUACUACGAUGGCAAGUUUCCUCGCCCCGCCGAAGGACAAAGUAUGUCGGACUUCUUUGCGCAUCUGGGACACCUGGUAUAUGAAGGUGCUUUCCCGUCUCUCAAGGCUUGGACGAUCUACUGGGUGUUCUUCAUCUUUGAGGGAAUUUGCUACCUCUAUCUCCCCGGUAUCACCGUGAUGGGUCGCCCUUUGCCGCACUUGGGAGGCAAGCAGCUGCCAUACUACUGCUCUGCUGUUUGGUCCUUCUACACCACUAUCGCGCUGGCCUCCCUGCUUCAUAUUACUGGUAUCUUCAAGUUGUACACUAUCAUUGACGAGUUCGGCCCUCUCAUGAGCGUCGCUAUCCUUUCUGGGUUCCUUGUUGCUUUCGUGGCCUACUUUUCGGCAUUGGCACGCGGGGCGCAACAUCGCAUGACCGGGCACCACGUCUACGAUUUCUUCAUGGGUGCCGAGCUCAACCCCAGAAUGUUUGGCAUUCUGGACUUCAAAAUGUUCUUUGAAGUUCGCCUUCCUUGGUACAUUCUGCUCUUCGUUACCUUGGGUGCCGCGGCCAGACAGUAUGAAGUCUACGGCUACGUCUCUGGUGAAGUUGGUUUCCUUCUCAUGGCGCACUUCUUGUAUGCGAACGCCUGCUCUAAGGGUGAAGAGUGCAUUGUGUCUACAUGGGACAUGUACUACGAAAAAUGGGGUUUCAUGCUGAUCUUCUGGAACCUCGCUGGUGUUCCCCUGAGCUACUGCCACUGCACAAUCUACCUGGCCAACCACGACCCGGCCACGUACCACUGGAACCGCUACUUCCUCACAUUCCUCUACGUCGCCUACCUCUUCGUGUACUGGGUGUGGGAUACGACCAAUAGUCAGAAGAACCGUUACCGCCAACAGGAGCGUGGAACGAUGGUGUUCCGCAGCACUUUCCCUCAGCUGCCUUGGCAGACCCUGAAGAACCCCAAGACUAUCACGGCUGAGGAUGGUUCGAAGAUCCUCGUCGACGGCUGGUAUGGCAAGGCACGCAAGAUCCACUACACCUGUGACCUGUACUUUGCCCUUAAUUGGGGCCUCAUUACUGGGUUCAGUAGCCCCUUCCCUUGGUUCUAUCCUCUGUUCUUCGCCUGCAUGAUCACUCACCGUGCGAUGCGUGAUAUCGAGCGUUGCCGGAACAAGUACGGCGAGGCCUGGAGGGAGUACGAGAGACAGGUUCCUUACCUGUUUAUCCCGUAUGUGUUCUAA
This is a messenger RNA of Aspergillus niger, 1620 nucleotides long. RefSeq lists its product as uncharacterized. NCBI's taxonomy places the organism in Eukaryota, Fungi, Ascomycota, Eurotiomycetes, Eurotiales, Aspergillaceae. The transcript has 5 exons. Gene Ontology annotation, molecular function: Delta24(24-1) sterol reductase activity. Gene Ontology annotation, biological process: ergosterol biosynthetic process. The record is from RefSeq and is a predicted model, not a curated record. The coding region runs from base 1 to 1620 and encodes 539 amino acids. Gene Ontology annotation, cellular component: endoplasmic reticulum membrane.